Molecule: messenger RNA, 1593 nt
Organism: Schistosoma curassoni
Lineage: Eukaryota; Metazoa; Platyhelminthes; Trematoda; Strigeidida; Schistosomatidae
Source: the annotation of a GenBank genome assembly
AUGGAACGAUCUAGGCUAUAUAAAAACAAAGACAAGGACUCUGAGGAACUUCGGAGGCGUCGUACUGAUCAGUCUGUUGAACUUCGCAAAGCUAAGAAGGAUGAACAGCUUCAGAAGCGAAGAAACAUACUGUUGACUGAACUAGAUGAAACCUCACCCUUAAAAGAAAAGCAAAUUGAUACCCCUGAACACGUUAACUACGAUGCAGUUAUCCGUGAUAUGCAAUCAAGUGAUCGAGUCGCUCGAUUCAAAGCAGUUCAGCUCUGUAGAAAAACCCUAUCACGCGCAAAGAACCCUCCAAUAGACGAGUUUUAUAAAAGGGGUGCUGUCGACAUCCUUGGUUCAUCCCUCAGUUCCACUCACGAUGAUCUUGUUUUCGAGGCUGCAUGGGCACUCACAAACAUUGCCUCCGGUGAUAGCUCUCAUACAGCAGCCGUAGUCUCCUCUGGUACUGUCCCAAAACUGGUACGGCUGUUAAGUCAUUCUGCUGUCAAUAUAGCUGAGCAAAGUGUAUGGGCUCUAAGUAAUAUUGCUGGAGAUGGAUCCAAAUUUCGAGAUAUAGUUAUCGAGAGCGGAGUUGUUGAACCAGUGUUAAAACUUCUAGAUCGAGUUUGGAAGCAGCCCACCGUGGUAUCAAAUAUUGCCUGGAUGUUGUCUAAUCUCUGUCGAAACCGAGAUCCUCCUCCGCCACGUGCCGUCAUUAAAAAGCUUCUGCCUUAUCUCAAUCGACUUCUUCAGUAUGAGGGUAAUAAGAAUGUGGUUGUGGAUACUGCAUGGGCUCUUUCAUACGCAAGUGAUGCCGUAAAUGAAUUUAUCGAUGAUAUAAUAGAAAGUGGAUGUGUCCCGUUACUCCUGCGACUGUUGGCAUCAUCAUCGGCGAAUCUCAUUUCUCCCUCUCUCAGAGCCAUUGGUAAUCUUGUUAUCGGUACUGAUGAACAAACACAAGCUAUUCUGGAUGCUGGUCUACUAACUUACAUCCCUGCAUUGCUAAACAAUGAAAAGUCUACUGUCGUCAAAGAAGCCUGUUGGGUAGUGAGUAACAUUACCGCCGGAAGUGUAGAUCAAAUUGACAUGGUUAUAAGUCACAACAUCAUGCCAUGCAUUUUGGAGAUCUUUUACAAGGGUGAAUUCAGAACUCAAAAAGAAGCGUGCUGGGUUAUCAGUAAUUUUAUUAGCGGUGGGACCCCGGCACAAUGUGCAUAUUUGUUGAACCAAAAUGUAUUGAAAGCACUUUGCAAUAUACUUACAGUCUCAGAGUCAAAGGUUGUACUUAUGGUUUUAGAGGGAAUAAAAAAACUCCUAGAGAUUUCUGAUCAGUAUGGGCAAUUAGAACCAGCUUGUAUCGAGUUAGAGACAUGUGGGGGCUUGGAUAAGUUGGAAGAAUUGCAAGACCACACUAACGUUCAAGUCUAUCAAGUUGCUUACGAUUUAAUUGAAAAGUACUUCAAUGAUGCGGAUGAUGAAAACGAAAGCAAAGUCGUGGCUGCUGAUGGCACAGAGAAUAGUGAGACUUUUCCUCCAAGUUCAGAACAAGAAUUCCAGUUUAUUGCUCCCGAUGGAGCUUCAGGACAAGAUGGUGACUUUCAUUUCUAA